AACGCUUUGUGUCCUCCACACCACGGGGGGCGCUAAAGCUCAGCAAAGUUAAUUUACACAGUGAAGCAAGUUCUAUUCCGCAGAAGAAGAGACAGUGCUGCGGAAUGAUCAGCGAGGCUGAUUGUUGCUUUAACGCAGAGUAUAGUCCACAGGUUACGGCUUGUGAAUGGUCAACAGCCCGCUGUCGGUACACGGUAACCUUUAGCAAGCGGAGGCAACAUCUACCAACAGCUUCUGGUAGUUUCUGGCUUAAAUUAGCAACGUGAAAACGAUGCAAACUGACAAAUGGUUGCAUGCAAACAUACAGAGAAUCAGAGGUUUAAUUAAAUGCAAUACCACCUGGGUACUGUGAAAAUAAACCUUUCGCUUCGGCAUGCUGGAGUCAUCGAAACCUUCGAGGAAGAUCUUUACAGGAUUGAAUUCCCAGAGACAUUAUAGCAGAGGGACCUGAUGUCAUCUGAUUUCAAGUCCCUGGUGUCACCGCUGCCAUGGCCAGAGCUCUUUGUGUACUGGGUGCUCUCGUUGGGCUCUCAUCUUUACUCUUUUUACCAGCUGCACAAGUUCUCCAAAGAGCAUGAAACGGGGCUGCAGAGAGAGUUCCAGUUGGAAAAUGGCCUUUUUAAGGGGUUUAAAAGGGACCCGUCUGACUUCGAGUGGAGUUUCUGGACCGAGUGGGCCAAAAAGUCUUUACUGUGGACUCUAGUUGGUCAUGGCGUCUUAUCCAGGCUGAGCACCAUCUUUCACCCCAGGCUUAAGGUGCUUGUGCUCACAGUAUACGACUUCAUGGCUGCCAGCAGCGUGUUGGGCUUUAAAGGCGUGGGUGUGCUGCUUCUACAUCUGUCUGUCGCCUUCUCAGUGGCCCAGCUGCGAAAGCCUCCUCUGGCAUGGAUCGCUAACCUUCUGCUGCUCUCCACAAUUCACAUUCAGCCACUGCAGGACAUCCAGAGGGGCUGGUACAGCACAGAGGAGGAGUACUACCUGCUACUCUUCAGCGUUGCCGUCUGUGGCCUGCGAUUCAUCAGCUUCAGCCUGGAGCACUGCUGGAGCCCUUUAGAUCGCGGUCCAGCCGUGCAGCUCUUUUGGCUGUUUUCAUACACCUUCUAUCAUCCCUUUUUCUACAAUGGACCCAUUAUCACUUUCAAAGCCUACGCCGAGCAGAUGCAGAAGUCCACUGAGGAGAGCAAGGGGGGGGAAUCUGCUCUUGGCUACACGCUGGUCAGAUCAGGACGGGUCUUGCUGUGGUGGUGCCUGGCAGAAUACAUGAUCCAUGUCAUGUACAUGCACUCCAUUCACUCUAAUGAGACUUACAUGGAAAUCCUCCCUCCCUGGGCCUUGGGUGGUCUGGCCCUGGCUCUCGUCCAGUUCUUCUACGUAAAGUAUCUGGUACUCUUUGGAUUCCCAUCCAUGCUCGCGACUUUGGAUGGAUUGGUUCCUCCGAAGCUUCCUCGCUGCGUCAGCAUAAUGUACAGUUUCACCGGCAUGUGGAGGCACUUUGAUGAGGGGCUGUAUCGAUGGCUCAUCAGAUAUAUCUACGUGCCUCUGGGCGGUUCCCGUCACGGUCCUCUUUACAAAGUGUUAUCUACUGGCGUUGCCUUUGGAUUUGUCUGCUUCUGGCAUGGUGGCCUCGAUUACUUGCGGUACUGGGCCCUGAUGAAUUGGGCUGGCGUUUUGGCGGAAAACUGCAUCGUAUCUCUCCUUGCCUCCUCCUGCCUUCGCUCCCUAGUUGAGCAGAAUUUCUCCUUAGCGAUGCAAAGGCGCUGCAUCGCCUUUCUCUGUGCCUUCUCGACGGCCAUGCUCAUCCUCUCUAAUCUGGUGUUCCUUGGAGGAAUACACGUGGGCAGAAUCUUCUGGAAGCGUGUCUUCGUUCAAGGGUGGUCCACCAUUGCUCCACCGAUGCUUGCUUUCCUCUACUGCUUUGCGCAAGUUGGACUUGAGCGAACCUCUCUCCCAUCGUGAGUCACCUUGACUUUCUGCAAGAGUGAGAAUCCCCGCUGCCGGAUAACCAGAACAACCUGCUGGCUGCAGAGCCGCAGCAACUGGAGCCUCUGUGGCAAACCUGGCUUACAGCCACUUGAGGUGUCCAAACAUGACUGAGGUUCGGCCGCUCUCCACGACUUGCAGAGCUGCACAAAAUCUGUGUGGAGUUUUCACCGAAUGGGAUGAAAUGAGAGCUGCUGUAUUUCAAGGCGGUUUUAAUUAUACCACGGGAAACCGUAAAACAAAAUGUUGGACCCUGGGUCUGUCUUCAUUAUAUGGCUUUGAUAAGAUAUUGCUCAGUGGUGCAGUUAAUUGGAAAAAUGUCAUGUUUACUGCCCUUUUU
Molecule: messenger RNA, 2320 nt
Organism: Fundulus heteroclitus (mummichog)
Lineage: Eukaryota; Metazoa; Chordata; Actinopteri; Cyprinodontiformes; Fundulidae
Gene: hhat
Product: hedgehog acyltransferase
Exons: 12
Coding region: 451-1956 (501 amino acids)
Biological process (GO): protein palmitoylation
Cellular component (GO): endoplasmic reticulum
Molecular function (GO): palmitoyltransferase activity
Source: RefSeq, a predicted model, not a curated record